Molecule: messenger RNA, 1065 nt
Organism: Sparassis crispa
Lineage: Eukaryota; Fungi; Basidiomycota; Agaricomycetes; Polyporales; Sparassidaceae
Exons: 4
Coding region: 1-1065 (354 amino acids)
Source: RefSeq, a predicted model, not a curated record
AUGCCUGUCAACGACACCGACUAUACGUUGUCUUCUCUCUUCUCUUCUUAUCGCUACACACUGGCCUAUGCACUCCCACUCUUACUGUUGUCUAUUGUGCUCACCUUCGCCGGCGCUUUUUUCACUGUCGAUCGGAGUCACACCUUUGCGCCCCAGAAUGAUGUCGUCCGAUCCCCGUCAAGUACAAACAGCAUGCUCAAGAAACUGGGGAUCCGCCUCCGCAAUAUAUUCUUGCUAGAAGGCGGCAUCGGUGGACUCGCCUCGGGCUAUGUGUUUGGAGGUAUGCACUUGUCAGUCACUGUUACUGUGGACGAGUCCUCAAUUGGAGCAGUACAUCUUUCGACUUUCCUUGCGCUUAUCGUUCCCAGCAAGACUAAUCAGGCACCCUUGAGUGCUGCCUCCUUCCUUCCCGUAUGGAUCAUUUCUGCACUUGUCUGUACUCUGCUUGCUGGUAGAUGGAAAUAUGCCGCCCUUGCAGCUGCGGGAAUUGCAGGAUAUAUCCUUGAGUUCAACGCUAGCACACUCACAUCCAUCCUCACGCUCGUUGGGGCUGUCAUGUGUCUCAUGCCUUUGCAGAAGUACCAGCACGCCUUUCUCAGAGUCGCAACGUCUCCUGUGGGCGCGUUCGGUAUGACUUUGAGUAUUGUUUUGUUUGCGUGCAUAUCUCUGGAGCGAUUAUGGAUUAGUUAUGGUGACGGGUGGAAUAUGUCGCAAGAAAAAGGACUGAGCGCUGCAUACUGCAUUUUUCUGCUAAUGGGUGCCGCCUGCGACUGGUUCCUCCACAAUAAGCUGGGCGAAAAUCCCGAUCAGAAAUGGGAUACGUAUCUCACCGAGUGUGCUGCUACCUUACCAAACGAAGCAGGUCACGCGGGUACCUUUACGCCAUUGACUUCCUUCUGGUCGCAUCAUUUUGGGUACAAGGACUUGGACCCCAUUGCCAAGGACAUUGUCUUUACGACUGAUGCCGAGUUGAGAUUCUCCAUUCCUUUGCCUCAUUUGCUGCAGAAGAGGAGCUCUUCAUUCACACCGAGCUCGCCAACAGAAGGCUUCGAGUCCCCCAAGUGA